CAAAAUGUAAACCCCAUUACGUGGACCCCUGAACCGGAAGCUAUAUACAUCUAUUCCACUAAAACAACAGACUUUUAAGUUGUGAUGUUCCGAAUAUGAUCUUUUUCAUGAUUGAUGAAAUGGAAUGUGGUUGAAGAUACUUGGCAUUGUGACUUUUCCUUCAAUCAUAGCAUGGCUAACCAGAAUCUUUUGGCCCAAAAUCUGGACAACAGAUGUCAAGGGCCAGGUGACUUGCCACAAUUAUGGGGAAAAGGGGCCUGGAUCAGCAUGCCAUCGUAUCUGUCCAUUGGGGUAUUUCCAUUUACCAACUAUGGAUGAACAGUGCCAUCCCUGGCUCACCUGUCAUGACCUUAGAAAUGACAUUGUAAAGGUCAAGGUAAUUGGAGCUGGAGCAGUAAAGAAGGUUUCUGUAGCAACAUGGAAAGGUCACAUGGUAGCAAUGAAUGAACCUGUCACAGAGCUGUAUUUAAAAGACUACAGGUAUGGACUUGAUAUACUCAAAAAACUUCAAGGUCAUCUAGAAGUCAUUCAAUUCAUCGGGUCAUGUAAUGAUGUGUAUGUCACUCAAUACCACAGAUUUGGUUCAGCUGACCAAAUAGGAAAUAUCCUGGGUGACCUCAACUCUGGACACAAGGAUACCAUGGCAACCAGAUUUAUUUUAUGUCUGAAUUAUGUAGCAAUUCUCAACUUCCUACAUACAAACACACUUGGAACCUUGGUCAUGUGCGAUUCCAAUGACCUUGAGAAAACCUUAAAACAGUAUCUUAUCACGGAUGACCUAAUGUUGGUACUCAAUGACAUUGAUUCCUUGGCAAAGGUCAAUCAUUCUGCCGGUGAACUUAUCAAAUGUGGUCAUCGUGAACUUGGGGGAGAAUUUGUUGCACCGGAACAAUUAUGGCCAUAUGAUGCAGAGUUUACAGAUGACACAAUGCCACCCUAUGAUGAGAAAUCAGAUAUCUGGAAAAUUCCUGACGUCUGUAAUAAUUUCAUUAUUGGACAUAGAGACUCUAUGAAAGUCCAACUUGAUUUGUUUGGUAUUCAUUCCGCCUGCAAGGAAGAUCAGGCAUCUCACAGACCCAAAGCUGCAGACAUUUUACGGGAAUAUGAGCGAGUGUGGAAUAGUAUUGAUAAAUUAUAUGACUGACACUAAUCAAUAAAUUAA
Messenger RNA from Mizuhopecten yessoensis (Yesso scallop), 1162 nucleotides. Its product is annotated as protein O-mannose kinase-like. The record is from RefSeq and is a predicted model, not a curated record. NCBI's taxonomy places the organism in Eukaryota, Metazoa, Mollusca, Bivalvia, Pectinida, Pectinidae. Gene Ontology annotation, biological process: protein O-linked glycosylation; carbohydrate phosphorylation; protein phosphorylation. Gene Ontology annotation, cellular component: endoplasmic reticulum membrane. The transcript is spliced from 3 exons. Gene Ontology annotation, molecular function: carbohydrate kinase activity; ATP binding; protein kinase activity. The coding region runs from base 125 to 1144 and encodes 339 amino acids.